Messenger RNA from Paramuricea clavata, 396 nucleotides. The record is from the annotation of a GenBank genome assembly. NCBI's taxonomy places the organism in Eukaryota, Metazoa, Cnidaria, Anthozoa, Malacalcyonacea, Plexauridae.
AUGAAUCAUUCCACAUCCACAUUCAACUCUUUAUGGUCAUCCGUUCAGAGCAAACUUCCGAAAAACAUUUUUAACUUCACCAUCCGAUAUAUCAAUAACACACUUCCAACACGAAAGAACCUAUCAAAAUGGGGACUAUCAUCAACAUCCGAUUGCUCUUUCUGCUCCUCACCUGAAACGCUGCUCCAUGUGAUUGCUGGAUGUAAGACAUAUUUAGACGAAGGCCGGUUUACAUGGCGACACGAUUCUGUUUUAAAUUUCCUCGCAUCCACUCUUACUGCUGUGAAAAAUUCCACACUUUACGCGGACAUUCCUGGUUUUAUGAAUCCAUCUGUUAUCACGGGAGAUCGUUUACGACCUGACCUUCUGCUGGUGACUGAAAACAGAUGCCUAUAA